This is a messenger RNA of Spirometra erinaceieuropaei, 1266 nucleotides long. NCBI's taxonomy places the organism in Eukaryota, Metazoa, Platyhelminthes, Cestoda, Diphyllobothriidea, Diphyllobothriidae. The record is from the annotation of a GenBank genome assembly.
AUGGAGAAGAUCAUUAAGAAGGCCUUGGUGCAGUUCCUCGAGCAGCACCAUCUCCUUUCUGAUGCCCAACAUGACUUUCGAAGUGGUAGGUCCUGCCUCACGAAUCUGCUCUUUACGCUCGAACGCUGGACCAAAGCACGUGAUGAAGGCAAGGUGGUGCACGUCAUCUACAUCGACUUCAAAAAGGCUUUCGACAGCGUUCCUCAUCAGCGUCUCUUGUACAAACUGCGCAACGCUGGAAUUCGUGGACGCCUUCUUGUAUGGAUCCAGAGCUUUUUGGCUGGACGGUCCCAGAGAGUGCAGGUCGGGCGUCAACAGUCCUCUGAUGUAAGAGUGGUGAAUGGCGUCCCACAGGGCUCAGUCUUAGGUCCCACGUUAUUCCUCGUUUUCGUAAAUGACUGCGUCAAGGACCUAGACUGUGAUGCCAUCCUGUUUGCCGACGACAUAAAAUUGUGGAAAGUUAUUCACGAUGCGGCAGACGCAGACCACCUGAGAGCAAACUUGAACAGGCUCGAAGACUGGUCGAAGCGCUGGCUUAUGCCAUUCAAUAUAAGCAAGUGUAACUUUCUUCAACUCGGCGGCUUUAGAGCCCCCAGCCGCAGGACCUACUUUCUAAACGGCACAUCACUGCAACAGGUUGACAGUCAGAAGGACCUGGGUGUAUGGAUUACAUCUUCACUCAAACCAACACUGCACUGCGCGAAGGCGGCUAAAUCGGCUACGGCUACAUUGCAACUCAUUAGGCGAGCAUUUAUAGGAUUUGACCCUGACUGCUUUUCCAAAAUAUUUGGCACCUUCGUGCGACCUCAUCUAGAAUACGCCAUACAGACGUGGAGACCCUGGACUGCCAAGGAUUAUACCGUCUUGGAGAAGGUCCAGAGACGGGCGACCAAAAUGACACAAGGUGUGGGAGCACUGCCCUAUGAAACCAGACUGUCAAUCCUCAACCUGUUUCCCCUUUCCUACAGGCAAUUACGUGGUGACCUUAUAUUAACAUUUCGCAUCAUCAACGGCCUAGACUGUUGUUUAGAUCCCACUGAUUAUUUCACCCAAGCUAACACACUCAAUUUGCGCGGUCAUCCCCUAAAACUACGCGCAGGGAAAUCAAGAACCAAUGAACGAAAGUCCUUUUUCAGUAACAGAGUGGUUGCAGCCUGGAAUGCCCUACCUACCGAUGUUGUAACCUCCUCCUGUGUGAACUCCUUCAAGUGUAGACUUGAACUGCAUCAAGCUUCCCAAUUACCACCCCUACAUCCACUCACAUAA